AGCCCAACAACAACCUCACUCUUACUUUCAACCAUUCAUUUUCCAGAACAACACUUGCAGUUGUAAAAGAUCAUUGAUUAUGUGGGAGGGUGUCUGUCAAACUCUAAAUAAUCAAAUUGCAUACAUAUCUCACGAUUGGUCUACUUUCACUCCUUUUUCUAGGUCAUGUACAUACAUACAACAAGAGAGGAAAGUACUAUUUUGAUGUGCAAGUCUUGAUUUUCUCGCCGUGCCUGUCACUGCCAGUUACUAACGGGCGAGGCGGCGUUGGCAAUCAAUACUUUAUACAUACUUACGCUUACUCUUUUCUCUUAUUCUUGUUGUGGCUGCAUUUUCUAUUAUUUACUCCAGUUUAUAUUUUGAAGUUGAGAAAUAAUUCCAGUAGUUCACUUCUGUCUAAGACCUUACACUGUUUGGUAGUAAGAUCAAGUAGGACAUGUCGUUGGAAGACAAUUUUAGCCUAGCCCUUGCCGACAUUAAGAACCAUCUGCCUCCGAAAAGCCUACAUUACUUGACGUCAAUACUUCAGAAGGGCUGGGAUAAUGUCGAUAAAGGCAACAUCGACAACUACAGCGAUGGGGGGACGGUGACAGGAGGCGAUCCCAACCACAGUUCAAAUUGGAGUGAGUCAAGUGGGAGCAGGGGAAUUGGCACAUUACUAUCUGCAGACUUUAGUGACAAGCAAAGUGGUGACGGUGACGACGACGAGGCUGCUGAGAUUGGUCGUCCGAGGUCAGAGGAGGAUUUGGAGUGUGAAAAAGCCAAGGAACGGGUGAAUAACAAGCAUACGACGAGUGUCACCCUCCCCUUUCUGCCCUCAUUAUUGGCCGAUCAAGAUACUGUAGGAGAACGAAGGGCCACUGGUGGUGGUGGUGGAAGGAGAUACCUUCAUCACUUGUCGGCGUCACCUUAUUUACACCAAGCUUCUCUGGGGAUCACUUUGAGGCAGAAAAAUGAACCUCUCUGCUCUCAUCUAUUUCCCAUUUGUCGGAAAAUCCUCGCCAAAACGCCUCCUAUUCAACGACCAGGCACAAAAAUAGGAGUCGUGGAGGAGGAUUUGGGUGUCAAAUCCGUUUCCGAAGUCGUUGAGAGGGAAGAGAAGAAUCAGAUUCGCAGCAGUGAGAGGGACAGUCCGUAUCAAGAACUAAUCGGGAAAAUAUCCGAGACACGGGUGCAGAAGGACUUUGCCAGGGUGCCAGCAGCUGUCCUGCUGGCCACCAUCGCCGCAAAGGAGCCAAAGGCGACAAACCGAAACAGACACAGGAAGAAUAAGAAAGACCAGGAACAAGCCGGGGUUUGCGACUUUUCGAGGCCAAUCUCCAACCCGCUGUACAAAGUGUACAACCCCAAAGGAUAUCAGAAGACGGAUGACGAAGUCGUGUUGGAACACAUUGAAAAAAUCGGACGCGAAUUCAACGAGUGGCUGAGCACGUUGGAGGGAGACGCCGUACAACUCGAUCUUCCACUCUUGACCAGAAUCCUUCGUCACGAGCUGCAAUUCCCGGACAGAGAGUGACACCAACUAAACGAGCAGCCGAGAAAGUGGUGAAGUGAUCGGAGUCUGAUAUACCUACCAUCACACAACCUUCCCUACAACAACUCGGAGCAAACUUGGGAUAAACUUCCCCUAGCGUGCUGAGCGACAUAGCGUCCGAAUCACGAGAAGAGAAAGUCAGACACUAAUUCAGUCAGUCAGUUUCCAACUUGAAAACUGUUACCUUCUUCUGACUUGUAUCUACGAGGGUGAUGUUUUGUUGUUGUAAUUUCGUAGAUUCUUCUAGCCCAACACCAAAUUUAUCGCGUAAACGUAACCUUUCAUUGCAAUAUACAAUUCCAAAACUCGACUUGUUUAAGAUUACUCACAUUUUUAUCGCCCCAUCAAUAUUUUGUAAAACGUUGCAGGAGGCGAUAAGUAAUAAAAGAAGGAUUGUACG
Folsomia candida is the source of this 1934-nucleotide messenger RNA. RefSeq lists its product as uncharacterized. The coding region runs from base 437 to 1516 and encodes 359 amino acids. The record is from RefSeq and is a predicted model, not a curated record. The transcript has 2 exons. Lineage: Eukaryota; Metazoa; Arthropoda; Collembola; Entomobryomorpha; Isotomidae.